AUGGCGGCUGCAGUCCAACGAGCACCAGCUAGCGAGCACAAGACCUCACUGCCUGUGUAUUAUCAAGUCCCCGAAACAAAACAUGAACUGGAAUGGGCAGACCUUGUAACUUUGGAUCUUUCCAAGUUCGACCAACCGGGCGGCAAGGAGGCUCAAGAAGAGGUGGACCGUCAAUUUGCCAUCGGCAAGUCUGUCUUUGAGCUGCCAACGGAAGACAAGCUCAAGUACCGAGCUGACCUCGAGAAUGGGGGUUACAACGGCUACAAACCGCUGGGUCUAAGGGAAGUCCGUCCAGGAGUGUUUGACAACACCGAGAUCUUCAACAUCCCCAAGUUCAUCCCAGCCUUUGAGCGUCCUCAGCCAAACGUGAUCAACGAGAACAAGAAGGAGAUCGAACACUUCGCUCGCCACAUUCACAACAAUAUUGUGCAGAAACUUCUCACUCUCUUCGCAAUCAUAUUGGAACUUCCGGAAGAUUACUUCGCGGGCCGACACAGAUACGACGACGCCCUGUCAGACUGCCACCUGCGAUACAUGAAGUAUCACGCGCGCGAUGAUGAGACGAAUGCAAAGCUCGAGAACGUCUGGGUCAAGGGCCACACUGACUUCGGAAGCCUGACCCUUCUGUUCCGACAACCCGUCGCAGCGUUGCAAGUUCGUGGGAACGAUGGCGGUUGGAAGUGGGUCAAGCCGUAUGAUGGAAGCAUCACGGUCAACGUGGCAGAUGCUCUGGAGUUCCUCACAAAUGGCUUCCUCAAGAGCAGCAUCCACCGAGUCGUGGUGCCGCCUCCUGACCAAGCUGGUAUUGAUCGCUUGGGCGUUCUCUACUUUGUUCGUCCCGAGGAUAGUCUUGAGCUGAGACCGGUGCAAAGUAAAGUCCUUGAGCGACUGGGAUAUGACUCGAAUGCCAACUCGGAGUUGGCUGGUAUCACCGCAGGGGAGUGGGUCAAGGCUAGAGUUCGGGCGGGCGUCAACAAGAACAAGCAAGCGAGAAGCGAGAUCUCUGAGCAGGAGAUUGUGAAAGGCGUCAAGGCCAAAUAUUACGACUAG
Molecule: messenger RNA, 1050 nt
Organism: Colletotrichum aenigma
Lineage: Eukaryota; Fungi; Ascomycota; Sordariomycetes; Glomerellales; Glomerellaceae
Product: UPF0676 protein
Exons: 5
Coding region: 1-1050 (349 amino acids)
Molecular function (GO): dioxygenase activity
Source: RefSeq, a predicted model, not a curated record